Molecule: messenger RNA, 936 nt
Organism: Symbiodinium pilosum
Lineage: Eukaryota; Dinophyceae; Suessiales; Symbiodiniaceae
Source: the annotation of a GenBank genome assembly
GUACUGCUUGCUGGCGAAGCUGCCGCACUCGCUGAGUCAAAACCUCCCAUGACACUGCCCACGAGUGGACAGCUGGACCACUUCAGCUAUUCCAUGUACCUAGAUGAUAAGACCGAGGACUCACGCCGCCUGCAUUUGCCACAUCUGCCACAUCUUCGCGGCCCCCCUGUGGGUGUGCUGCAGAAGGCCGCCAAGGCUGCGCCUCUGGUGGCUGCGGCGCUCACGGAAAUCCCUGCGGUCCGAGAGCAGCUCUCGGAGCGGCUGGGCCGUGAUGUGCGGCCGAUCAGCGAGGUCGCCAACGAGGUCCUGGAUUUCGCAGAGGCUGAGGCGCAACGCCUCGGCAGCAACAUCGAGGAGACUGUGCGCCAGACUUUGCGAGCGGCCAAGAGGAAGGCACGAGGUGCGGUGGAGGAGGCGCGAGUCGUGGUGCAGGAAAUCAACGAGACUGUGUCUGUGGCUGAGCACAAAGCAGAGGAGCUGAUUCACCACAAGCCAAAGACAGCUCCACACCGCUCCCGUUCAUGGCUGAUGGGCACACUGGGAUUUGCAGCUUUGCUUGGCAUCGUCGCAUCGCGACGCUGGUUUGCUCGGCGCCGGCCUGCCAUGGCUGGCACGCGCCGUGCGCGCUGGAACUCGCCGGCGAUCACGCCCGUGGUGCCCAGCCGGGAGGGUGUGCUGCAGAGGACGCCCUCCCAGUCUUGCCUGACGCCUGUCAAGGUCCACAAGGUGGAGUUUCAAAGAGUGGGGCUUCAAGACGGAGCGGAGUGGGAUUCCCCAGAUGAACAGGACGGUGAGUCACCGCAGGAUGCCCGCUGGGAGCCUUCUUUGGACAAAUUGAACCCCAAAACGGAGUACUACGAGAUCAACAGUCAGCAGGACUCUCCGCGGGAUCAUGAUCCUCGAGAUCCACGAAAUGACCGCGCUUUGGGAGCCUAA